This is a messenger RNA of Penaeus monodon (black tiger shrimp), 790 nucleotides long. Its product is annotated as beta-1,3-galactosyltransferase 5-like. Lineage: Eukaryota; Metazoa; Arthropoda; Malacostraca; Decapoda; Penaeidae. Gene Ontology annotation, cellular component: membrane. The record is from RefSeq and is a predicted model, not a curated record. Gene Ontology annotation, molecular function: hexosyltransferase activity.
GACUGUAUUCGUGCUGGGGAAAACACUGAAUGCAACACUGCAAGGUUUGGUCGAGGAAGAGAUUCAGACAUACGAUGACAUCAUACAGAGCAAUUUUAUUGAUUCUUACAGGAAUCUCACUUACAAGUCCAUGUCCUGGCUCUCCUGGGUACGGGACUGGUGCCCGGAGGUGCCCUUCGUAGUCAAGACAGACGACGACGUCUUGGUAAACCCGUUCCACCUGAAGACCUACCUGGCCAAAGAGCUCGAGAGAAAUGCGGCUCCGAGCGACAUCUACGGGAGAGUCCGGGCCAGGAACAAGCCGAUGAGGAAGGGCAAGUGGAACGUGACGAAGGAGGAGUACAAACUGACCUACUACCCGCCGUUCGUCCUCGGCCCCGCCUACAUCGUGAGUGGCAACGCCGUGGACCGUCUCCUGCAGUACGCCGCCCACACGCCCUUCCUGUGGCUCGAAGACGUCUACAUCACCGGCCUCGUUGCCUCCGCCGCAGGCAUCAACCGCGUCCAGGCCGAGAGGACGCUGUACACCAAGAAACUGAACCGAGACCUUUAUUCGCGCCAGACCGCUUUCCUCCUCGGCGCGGACGAGAAGAGGAAGAAGGUGGCGUGGAGCAGCAUCGUCAGGAAUUCGCCCGUCAAGUACGCCAGUCGGAGGAAAAGGAGAGGAAGUUAGGAGGUCGACAGCGAGUUGUUUUUAUGGACUCAUAGGCUGACUUAUUUAUUGUUGUGGACGUAUGUUAGUUUAGUUUUUUUUUAUGCUGUUCGUGUACUAAAGUAAUUUUCCAAAAUA